AUGGACCGGAGGAUAUUACUAUUUUCUUUUCUGAUUGUACCAUGGAUGUUUUGGGCAACAGCACAUAGUGAUCAAGUAAAGCCUGAAAAAAGAGGUUCAUCCAGAAUAAAAGGGUUUGAAGAGUGGCAGUCAGAUGAUACACGCUCCCUAAAAGUGAAAAAACCAAAGCCCAAGAUUACUGUAGCCCCAGACUAUGCAAGUCCUGGUAAUGAUGGUGAUGAACGAUCAGCAAUAAAGCAAAAAGAUGCAGAUCUGCCUACUUGCUUGCUGUGUGUUUGUCUGACUGGGUCUGUAUACUGUGAGGAGGUCACCCCCGAGAUGGAAACAGUGCCAGCUUUGCCAAAAGAAACAGCAUACCUUUAUGCACGCUUCAACAAAAUCACCAAAAUUACCAGCAAGGACUUUGCUGAUGUGGGCACUUUAAAAAGAAUUGAUCUGACUGGCAAUCUCAUAUCAGAAAUAGAGGAUGGAGCCUUCUCCAAACUUGACCAACUGGAGGAACUCACACUGGCUGAGAACAGACUGGUCAAACUACCACUGCUGCCCCCAAAACUUCUCUCGCUCAACGUUAAUCACAAUAAACUAAAAACAAAAGGCGUCAGAUCAACUAUUAUUAAGAAGCUAAAUAAACUGGCCUUCUUAUACCUGGGCAACAAUGAACUGGAGGCCAUUCCACCACUUCCUGAGAGUCUCUGUGUGGUUCAUCUACAAAACAAUCACAUAACCAACCUGACCGAUGAAACUUUCUGCAAGGGAAAUGACACUCACUACAUCAGAUAUAACUUGGAGGAGAUACGACUGGAUGGGAAUCCGGUGGUACUAGCCCAGCAUCCAAACAGCUUCAUCUGUCUGAGAGCUCUACCAAUCGGUCUCUACAAAUGAGCUGAAAUUAUCUAUUGGAGUGUGUAUAGAAACAACAUGAUCGCUGCGCAAUGGUGUAUUUGGCAAUGGGAAUUGUUACAGUAUCUCCACUUGCAUUAGUCUUUUCAAGCUUUAAGUCAAGGUAUAUCUGCCUAAAGGUCUAAUUACAUUGUACAUGAUGCAGUUGAAUAAUUUGCAAAAUGUGCACAUUUGCACAUGUCGCUUUUGAAUUAUGCCGAACAUGUAUGUUUGUAAAUAGGACUUGAUUUGCUUAGCAUUUAGACAUUGUAGAUGUCUAGAACCACAUACUGCUGUUAGAGAUAAGUAUGUAGGAAUGCGUUAAAGGCAUGUGGCUUUAAAAAAGUAAGCUGACUACACAGUAUUCAUUAUGUGUAAUC
Trichomycterus rosablanca is the source of this 1259-nucleotide messenger RNA. RefSeq names its product osteoglycin, paralog b (gene ognb). The record is from RefSeq and is a predicted model, not a curated record. Gene Ontology annotation, molecular function: protein binding. The transcript is spliced from 6 exons. Gene Ontology annotation, cellular component: extracellular matrix. Gene Ontology annotation, biological process: articular cartilage development; bone development. NCBI's taxonomy places the organism in Eukaryota, Metazoa, Chordata, Actinopteri, Siluriformes, Trichomycteridae. Bases 1 to 882 code for a protein of 293 amino acids.